AAAUAACGACCGAAAAGAAAUGAAAAAGGAAGAAUAUAGACAAAAAAAUAAAAUAACAAUGAAGAAACAUAGAGUACGUGGAUUUAAAAACCCGUAACAACGUACGGGCAUUAACCUAGUUAUAUAUACUAGUAAACGUAUAACAACUUUGUAUUAAAUAUGUAGCAACUUAGGUAUUAAACGUGCAACAACUUAUGUAUUAAGCGUGCAACAACUAAUUUUUAGUUUGGUUUUUAUGUGUUUUUUUUAGAAAAAAGUUUCAUAUUUCAUAUUUUAGUUUCUAGUCUCGUUUUUUUCAGUUAUUUUUAUUUUAGUCUCUGUCACUCUUUUACUUACAAAUGUCUUCCUAAAUCCAACGUAUUAGGUUCCUCACCUAUAAUGUAUAAGUUGUUGCAAAAUGGUAGUCAUUGCACCUAUAAGUUGUCAUAGAAGAAUUUAUCCCCAGUUUUUGUUUUCAAUCUAGUUUUUUUUAUAUUUUUUAGUUUGAGGUUUCAAUAUCUUUUUAAUGUCUUUUUAGUUUUUGUCCUUAGUCGCUCUUUUAGGUUCAAAUGUAUUCUUGAAUUUUACAUAUUAGUUGUAUAAUAAUUUAUCCUCUAAGUUAGCAUCUUAUGCAAUGUUUCUUGUAAUAUUUUGCUCACCAGGAUGCAACUUAUCUUAUUUUUAAGGUCGCUACUCUUGUCUUUUUAAUAAAUGUCUCUAAUUUUUAGUUAGUCAUGUUUCUCGGUCUAUAAAUUGGGUUUUAUAAUAACUUGCCUUUGCCCCUCUAGUUGGCAGCUUAUGCAACGCUAGAUGCUGUAAAUUAGACUCGAUCUAUAGAAAAUGUGUGGAACAUUUAUAUCUCCAAAAAAAAUUAUUAAAAAAUUAGAUUUAAAGAUCUUUCAAAUGAUACUAAUUAUGUAACAUAAAUAUUAAUAUUUUUAAUAUAUAUUUAGUUAAAAUUGUUUCUAGGGAAGCGAAAAUGACAAAUAUUUAGGGACAGAGGGAGUACCAUGUAACAACUUUUGUAUAUUUUUAGAGCAGCAACUAUAGUAGUACAUGACAUAAAUUACUACUAGAAAAAAUAUUUAACAUAUAUGCAAGUGGAAUUUUGUUGUUUGUCUUACCGCAUAGACACACUGAUACAGGCAGAAUUAAAAAUAAAUACACUAUUUGAGAGUUGUAGCAAUUUAAAAUAAAUAUUUUAAUUUUGUUGACCUACGACAGCAUGACAAUCAGCAACGAAAGAGAUAUUUUCAUGUUGCACCUUGGAUCGCUGGUUGAAAAUGGAAAGUGGCGAGGACAGUAGCUUUGCCCGUACACAUGCCACGGGAGAGAGCCGGUCGCGGUAGGAGCAGGUCGCGCGCUUGCCCUACAGCGCGAUGGGUCGCGCGUUAUCUGCGUCCAAAUAAUAUAACGUGUGGUUCCGCUCCUUGGCGAAGACUCAGAACUCUUCCAAGGAAAAGUUGCACCAAGUCGUCGACCAAAGAACGGACGCCAGAAUUAAGAUCCUUCCACGUUGAACGCCCUUUUCAACGUCCGCGGUCUUCCCCAUGACCCAACCAAGAUCAAGAUUCAAGACGGGGAUUGCACAGUGAGAAAGUGAUGACCACAUCAACGCAGCAUAACACUACGACUACUCCUUCCUACUAGUAAUCGCCAUGACCAAUGACCCGUUCUGCUUUCUUACCGCAUACAGUGAGUCGUUCCCCCUGCUGGCCGUGUACGUACCACGUUGUUUCCUGCUAUAUACUCCGCCCUGCCAUGGCCGGCAGCAUGAAGCACAAAUCGUUGCAUUGGAGCUAGUAUACAUAAGUUAACCUCCGAGAGGCUCCGACGACACAGAUAGAUUCAUAGAUAGAUACGUACCAAGCCUAUAGGUGCACAAUCACAGAAAACAACACCACCACCCAUCAUAUCGUUGAUGCAGGUCGUCCUUACGGCACACCCAGCAGCAGCUCCUCCACUCGCGCUGUUUGCUGGCGUUCUUGACCACCGGUACAGCUAGCACAAAAGGAGCUGAGACGACCGACCAUGGACGACGUGCUGCGGCAGAUCGACGAGGGGUUCCGCCUCGCCAGGGAUCUGAUGGAGGAGCUCCCCGCGGCCCAGAACGAGCGGACCUACCUCGCCGACCGCUGUCACGGCAUUGUCCAAGCCUACGUCGCGGCCAUCCGCAUGCUUCACCCGCACGGCGGCACGGAAGACACGGCAUCGUCCCCACCGCCGCUUCGGCCGCCUCAUCCUCCUUCUCCUCACUUCGGCGGCGAUGGUAGUGGAAGCGGCCAGCACGACCACGAGAUCCCUCAGCUGGACCUCCUCCGCCCGUUCCUCGGCGGUGCACCUUCUCCUUCGGCGCCGUCGUCGUUCCCGCACAACCUCGGCCGCCUGCUGGCAGAGUCAUCGUUCAUCAACACCACGCCCGUGGUUGACGCGUUCGGCGCUGGCACAUCGUCAGGCGGCCCGGUGAGACGGCAGGCUUCGUCGUCACGGUCGUCACCGCCGGUCCAGCUGCGGCAGCAGCACAGACGAAGGAGAGAGAAUGGUGAGAGGAUGACAAUUAUGGUUCCGGUCCAGCGGACGGGCAACACAGAUCUGCCACCGGACGACGGCUACACGUGGCGCAAGUACGGACAGAAGGAUAUACUGGGAUCAAGAUUUCCAAGGAGCUACUACAGGUGCACUCACAAGAACUACUACGGGUGCGAGGCGAAGAAGAAGGUGCAGCGCCUAGACGAUGACCCGUUCACGUACGAGGUCACAUACUGUGGCAACCACACCUGCCUCACCUCGACGACUCCGCUCCUCACAAUCCCAGCAGGCCCCGCUACCGUGGCCUCAACAGCUGCCAACAUGCUAAACAACUCCCCGACUGAUUCAGCAACAGCCCUCGCCGCCGGUCAUCAGGACCUCUUCAUGCCGGCCGCUGAGCAUCCUGCACAGGCGCUGUCCACGGCCAUCCAGCUCGGCAUCAGCUGGAUGCCAUCAACCCUCGUUGGCUCCAGUGCCCCCGAGGGAAGCAGCUCUCAGGUGAACGUGCCCGCCUCAGGAAGGGACACCGCCGAAUACCCGGUUAUGGACCUCGCCGAUGCCAUGUUCAACUCUGGCAGCCGCGGAGGGAGCAGCAUGGACGCCAUCUUCCUUGCUCGUCAUGAUCGACGUGAUACCUAGAUCCAUCUGAUGCAUCCGAUGAUCAGUUUCCGGUGGGGAUCGAUCCUUGAUUCGAGUUUUGAUCAUCACAUGACCGUAACUUCGUACAACAACCAUGUAGGUGUAGGCAUGGAAUAUAUAGGUUCAAGUUUGUUCUUUGAUCUUAAUUUAGCCACUUAAAUCGCUACAUAGAUUUGUUUGCGGCAAGGCCGUGCUAAUAAAGGUGCUCACAGUUAAUAGGUAUUGAAAGAAUAAGUGUACAGGACAUGUGUCCGCCCCUCUUGUACAUAUAAAAAUCAACGACGAUAUUUGUAAUUGUAUAACUCUUAGGUUCA
Sorghum bicolor (sorghum) is the source of this 3461-nucleotide messenger RNA. Its product is annotated as probable WRKY transcription factor 17. Bases 2011 to 3147 code for a protein of 378 amino acids. The transcript has 3 exons. Gene Ontology annotation, molecular function: DNA-binding transcription factor activity; sequence-specific DNA binding. NCBI's taxonomy places the organism in Eukaryota, Viridiplantae, Streptophyta, Magnoliopsida, Poales, Poaceae. The record is from RefSeq and is a predicted model, not a curated record. Gene Ontology annotation, biological process: regulation of DNA-templated transcription.